Molecule: messenger RNA, 2973 nt
Organism: Nannizzia gypsea CBS 118893
Lineage: Eukaryota; Fungi; Ascomycota; Eurotiomycetes; Onygenales; Arthrodermataceae
Product: annexin ANXC4
Exons: 2
Coding region: 1-2973 (990 amino acids)
Cellular component (GO): cytoplasm
Molecular function (GO): calcium-dependent phospholipid binding; calcium ion binding
Source: RefSeq, a predicted model, not a curated record
AUGUCCCUUCGAAUCCCUGACCAGUUCUUUCGAUCGAGGUCCAAGUCCCGAGAGCGAUCAAGAUCGCGACACGGCCGUGAGCACGAACGCCGUGAUCGAAGUCAUAGUCGCAGCCACAGUCAUGUUCGCAGGACUUCCCCCCCUAGGGAGGCGGAGAAGAAGUCCAAGAAAUACUACGACUACGACUCGUAUGAAGACGAAAUAUCUCGGCGGACAACCUCACGGCGCAUGUCUACGCAGUAUCGUGAGGUUUCGCCGUCUGAUGAUGAAAGAUAUAGGCCAUCGAAGAGUUCAAAGUACUAUACGGAACGGCCAAACGACCACUACUACCUCUCUGACGAGCAUGCUCUGGCUCCUAGAUAUCCAUCUAGUUCGAGGCCAUCCAAGAGCAAGCGGUCAAGCUACAUGUACGACUCACACUCGGAUAUUGACACUGCUCAGGCCCCCAAGCCGCCGGUCGUCGCUCACCCUUCGACAAAGCCAUCCCGACUACAGGAGCCAGAAUAUUUUUCGGACUCAGAGGAUGACCACCUGGCGUACGGUGAUCCUUACGACUACCCCCUUGCCAGAACCCACCACCGUCCUUUGCGGUCACGAUCAAGAUCUCGUGGCAGGCUUCCCGCAGACCCUAGGGCGACGUAUGAUUCGGACUCCAGCUACGAGUAUACUAAGGAGUAUACAACGGAUCGGCGACGGCAUUCCCGCAGUCGAACCAGGGAAUCACCCCAGUAUCGAAGUUUAUUUGAGCAAGAUCAAGCUCCUGUGACUGCUGCCUCCUCUUCUCGCGAUGAGAUGCCGCCUAUGUUGCAAAAAACUCAGCAAUACGGACUAAGCAGUACACUUGAACAACUGAAGUCGCAGCUCUACCCAUCAUCUGAUUCCAAGGACCUCCACCCUGAGGAGAAGCCGUCGGAUAUUGAUCUCAAUGCAUGGGCCGAGAUUCCCGAAUGCGAACGUGAAGGCUAUGUCCCACCGACAGAGAAACAACCUGCCCCAGCCCCAACACCUCACAGUGAAAAUAACGAUAAUCAUCCGGAUCUGCCUAAUAUAUACGCCAACCUUACUCAGUAUUACCAGCUGCAGAAGCAACCAGUGGUAGCCUCCGCUGCGAAGGUGGCGACAGCGCCAGAAGUGCCUCCUCGUCCACAGACUUCAACAUAUACUCGCCCUAUUCCGAGUGUGAUACCUGGAGCAACUGUCGCUAGCCCAGCAACGUCUACUACUCAGUAUCCUAGCAUUCCUGCUUCGCGAUAUGUACCUCCACAAUACGGUCAAACACCAGCUGCCACUCAGACAUUGGCACCGAAGCCAGGGGCGCCCGGCGGCCAUAAACGCGCGACCUCUACUGGACAUAUUCCCACAAAGCAAACAUACAGCAAGCCAGAUGUUUACCAGUAUUCUGUACCUGCGUCGCAGAUCAGGUAUUCCACUCAGAUGCCUACACCUGCCGCCGUCGCUACUGGUGCCACCACUGCUACCCCAACUACUACUAUUCCUGCUGCUACUGCUGCUGCUAAUACAACCCCUAGCAAAGUUCAGUAUGCUGCAGCACCUGUUAGCCAGCCGAAGCAAACUUCAUAUCUGGAAAUAAAACCUCGUCGUCAAACUGUCAGCAGCAAGCCAAGUAACCUGAAUUUAUAUCCUGACAACCAAAUGAAGAUACCCGGCAGUUUCCCAGAUGGCAUGAAUCCACCAGCUAGUCCGCUUCUAGAGCCUUAUAAGGGCACAUAUCAAAGUAUAUCGCCUAUUCAAUGGCCAACAUCCCUUGCGGAUGAUGCCUUGUCUGAUAUGGAGCCUCUCAACGGCAAAGAAAGCAGGGCUCUAGGCCGCAAGAAAAGCAAGAAAGAAAAGAAGCAGAUAGAGGAUCCUGGUUUGGAACUUCAAAUCCGGAGGAGACUGUCCACCAGCUUGGGCCCAAGUGUCAUCAAAGAGAUUGCACCCAAAGAACCGGUUUACACUUAUGAUCCCAAGGAUGACGCUAAACUGGUCCAUUCUGCUCUGAACCACUCAAAAAUCAAUGCUAAAACACUAAUAAAGAUCCUUCCAUACCUCACAUCCGAUGAGAUUCUGGACCUUCGUGGUGCAUACAAGAAUCUAAGAGUCUUAACUAGGAAAGGGGUGAACUUGGCCAAGCAUAUUAAGAUGGUAGUCCCUGGCAACUUAGGUAAAGUAUGCUACGCGACCGCCUUGGGGCAAUGGGAGUCGGAAGCUCUAUGGGCCAAUUUCUGGUAUCAAUCGAGCCGUACUCGACAUGAACUCCUUAUCGAGUCACUAAUCGGGAGGCCCAAUGCUGAAAUAAAGGAGAUCAAAGCUUGCUUCCGCGACAAGAGGUACCAGGAUAACCUUGAGCUGUGCAUGCAGACCGAACUCAAGGCCGAUAAGUUCCGUACCGCUAUUUUGCUUGCUUUGCAGGAGAGGAGACAGCCUGACAACGCGCCGUUGAAUAUCGACCUGAUCCGUAAGGACGUGUAUGACCUUCAUCGUGCGGUAACAUCCCGUGACGGAGGUGAGACUGCUAUGAUACAGAUUAUCAUAGUAAGAGGCAAUGCGCACCUGCGGGAAGUGUUGCAAGCAUAUGAAAUGACCUAUCGAGAGAACUUUACUAGAGCGAUGCUCUCGAAGUCUCGAAACUUGGUGGGAGAGACAUUAGGCCAUGUUCUGAACGGUGUCCGUAAUCGUCCCAUGAGAGACGCUCUACUCAUCCAUCAGGCUAUCACAGAGUCUGGCACUGGACGUGACCGUGCCGAGCUUCUUAUUUCUCGUCUCGUUCGAUUGCACUGGGAACCACGACACUUGGAGAAGGUCAAGUCCGAGUACCGUCGUAAAUACGGCCGGUUCAUAGAGGACCAUAUCGAGGAAGAGAUUAUCGAGGUUGGAGGCGCUGGGGCCCAUGAAAAGAAGACCGAAUGGGCUGAUUUCUGCGUGGAGUUGGUUAAGAGUUCGGGCUUUCAUGUAGAAAACGAGGAGCCGUGA